Molecule: messenger RNA, 1221 nt
Organism: Raphanus sativus (radish)
Lineage: Eukaryota; Viridiplantae; Streptophyta; Magnoliopsida; Brassicales; Brassicaceae
Product: protein ALP1-like
Exons: 1
Coding region: 1-1221 (406 amino acids)
Source: RefSeq, a predicted model, not a curated record
AUGGUUAGGUGGUACUUGGAUGAUGAUGAUGAUGAUGAUGAUGAUGAUGAUUAUGAGGAAGAGCAGGAAGUUGAUAUGCUUAAGCCAGAAAGAUUGCUUCAUAGAAUAGAUCAAGGUGCUGGAUGGCAUCAUGUUCAGCAGCUUAUGCACGGUUCAGAUCAACAGUGUUAUGAUAUUCUUCGCAUGCAUCAGAGGACAUUCCAAGAUUUGUGUAGGAUGUUAGCAACAAGAUAUGGGUUAAAAGAGAUGAACAAUGUCUAUAUUGAAGAAGCGGUUGCAAUGUUCCUUGAAGUGGUGGGUCAAAAUAAGACAGUACGGGUUAUUGCACAAACAUAUCAGCGUUCGUUGGAUACGGUCAAAAGAAAACUUGGUGAAGUUUUGAGUGUUCUCUUGAAAUUUGCUGCAGAUGCACUAAAACCAGAAGAUGGUGAGUUCACAAGAGUAUGUCCUGCUUUAGGAAAUGAUGAUCGAUACUGGCCAUUUUUUAAAGAUUGUAUUGGAGCAUUGGAUGGAACUCAUAUCUCAGUUUGCCCUCCUAAAGGAAAUGCAGAAGCAUACAAGGGUAGAAAACAUGUGCCAACCAUGAAUGUCGUUGCUAUAUGUAACUUUGAUAUGAAAUUCAUAUAUGCUUAUGUGGGGGUACCGGGUAGAGUCCAUGACACAAAGGUAUUGACUUAUUGUGCGAGGAAUGAGCCCUUUUUUCCACAUCCGUCAAAUGGAAAAUAUUAUGUGGUUGAUGUUGGAUAUCCCACAAGAACAGGGUAUCUUGGUCCGUAUCGUAAAGUUUGGUAUCAUCUUGAUCAGUUCAACAGAGGAGGACCACCAACAAACACUCGAGAGGUGUUCAACCGGAAACAUUCAAGCUUACGAUCAGUGAUUGAGCGGACAUUUGGAGUGUGGAAAGCAAAAUGGAGAAUUCUUGACCGUGGGCAUCCUAAAUAUGGUUUGAUCAAAUGGAUGAAGCUAGUAACAGCAACAAUGGCUCUAAACAACUUCAUACGUGAUUCACAUCGAGAAGAUAAUGAUUUUGUGCAUUGGGAGAGAAGAGAAGAAUAUCAUACUCAUGGUGAUAAUGAAGUUGAAGAUGAUGAAGACGAAGAAGAAGAUGGUGAUGGUUAUGAUGGACAUAUUCCAUAUAAUCCGACUGGUGACAGAGCCAUGGAAAUUUUACGUGAUCAUAUUACUAGUGAGUUGAGUAGAGGAUAUCGAUUGCCUUAUUAG